AUGGCGACGGUGAUGAGCUGCUGGAGCAGCGGCAGGGACGCAAACCUGACGACGACGACGACUGCGGCGGCGCGCCCGCGGUGGCACUGCCGGCGCCCGCCGCGCCCACCGCCGGCGCGGCGCUCGGUGGCGCCGUGGGAGAAGGGCUUCUGCGAGUCCCGCGGGGUGCCGUGGCGGAAGGUGACGGACCCGGGCGUGGGGCUCAACGCCGACGCCGAUGGCAACGUCGCGCGCUGGGACGACUCGGGCGCCGUCGAAGCGCUGCUCGCCGCCAGGAGGCGCUACUGGGCGGAGAUCAACGGCAGCCUCAAGGGCACGGCCGCCCCGCCGCCGGGGCCCGGCAUGUACUGCGACGACGCGAUCGUGGACGGCGGCGGCGUGGACCCCGAGCUGGACGGGGAGUACGAGGCGGCGCUGCGCGCCAUGGAGGACGCGUGGGAGCAGAACGUCAAGCUGCAGGAGGCCAAGCUGCGGGAUGACUUCGUGCCGGUGCCCACCGGCUGGGACGUCGACGCUUGA
This is a messenger RNA of Panicum virgatum (switchgrass), 519 nucleotides long. RefSeq lists its product as uncharacterized. The record is from RefSeq and is a predicted model, not a curated record. The transcript has a single exon. Bases 1 to 519 code for a protein of 172 amino acids. Lineage: Eukaryota; Viridiplantae; Streptophyta; Magnoliopsida; Poales; Poaceae.